GUCAUUGACUCCAAAGUAAUUAUAGUUGAUGCGACCAAGCACGGGAAGGAUGACCACAAGACUGAAUGUGUAGGUGAGAAAGAAGUAUUAAACCAAGAAAAGAAAAGUAUCCGGUGAAGCCGAAAGAUUGUUCACUAUUAACCAUGCGACAUGCAAGCUUUGGCUGGGGCACUGAGUCAAUUCUGCGCGAUGUCAGUUUCGAUAUUGCUGCAGGUCAACACGUCGCCGUUACUGGUCCUGUCGGCUGCGCAUAGGUAUCGGAUACUACAGCCAGAAUCCGUGGCUAGAAAAUGUUUACGCACACAAAAAUGUAUUUAGAGGCGCGCUUAAUGACAAAUUAUGAUUGGAUUUGGUUUCUGAUAGUUGUGGUCUCGGCGGAUUACUGGGUAUAGAGAGUGCACACAAGACUGCUGGAAGUGGUGGAGCUAGAAUAAGUGGUAGUGAGUCGCUCUA
Messenger RNA from Botrytis cinerea B05.10, 453 nucleotides. RefSeq lists its product as hypothetical. NCBI's taxonomy places the organism in Eukaryota, Fungi, Ascomycota, Leotiomycetes, Helotiales, Sclerotiniaceae. Bases 144 to 254 code for a protein of 36 amino acids. The record is from RefSeq and is a predicted model, not a curated record. The transcript has 2 exons.